AGUUUCUGUAGGAAGGAUAGUAGUGAGAGGGAGAGAAAACAAGGAUUGCUUUGGAGUGGGAGAAAAGAAAUGUGAAGGAAAACGAGCACCGUACUGAAUGAAAGGUUUUAAUCAAACAGGUUUUGUGAUUCAGGCUGCUAUGUGUUUGCCCUCCAUUAUCUGAGAGAAGACGUCUUAAGUCUUGCCAGGAUAAAGAAAACACUUGUUACAUUUGGAAGGUGGUGGUGUGCAAUAGCAGUAAGGAUUUCCAGACAUUGAAACAGUGGGUGCUUUUUAAGGAACUUAAAGCUUCAGACAAACAUCUGUGAUUUUUUUUUUUUUCUUUCACUUCGAGCUGUGGACAGGAACUCUGGAAUCCUUUCACAAUGCCUGCAGAACUCAAACAGGAGCAGAGCCCCAGCAACCAGACAUCAUUGGCGAUGAUACAAGAGCCACCAGAGGUGGUGGAAGAAAUGGUCACUGUUGAGGAGGAGCCAGGUACUCCCACCUCCCAUGUGUCUGUGGUAAUGUCAGAGGAUGGUACCACUAGGAGAACAGAAACAAAGGUGACCAAAAUGGUAAAAACUGUGACUACUAGAACAGUGCGACAAGUCCCAUUGGGUCCAGAUGGUCUGCCUGUAUUGGAUGGGUCCUCCCCUUUAGGCAGCUACACAGAUUCUAUAGACAGAAGGUACUUGAAGAAUGGAGAACGCUUCAUUACUCCACAAGCCUCCUCUACCUUAACAAGGUCCUACAACAAUAACUAUGGGGAUUCCUACACAGAUGGCCAUGACAGUCAAUAUCGAUCAUACAUCACUCACGAUGGCUACUCAGACAUGUCUGACAAUUAUGGCAGCCUCUCCCGAGGAGUAAACUAUCGUCCUCGCUAUGUAUAUAUGCCAGGAAGUAACUACCGGUCGGAAGAUGGGAGCUUUACAUUGCCAAACAGACGGGAGAAUUAUGGUACUAUUGCUCAACCUCAGGUGCCUGUAGGUGGUAAUGUAGACUUAAAUCGAUCUCAGCCUGAGCGAUUUCAACCUGAGCCUUAUGGUUUAGAGGAUGAUAACCGUAGCCUUGGUGCAGAUGAUGAGGGUUAUGAGUUAGACCCAGAUUAUUCUACUACUGGUAGAAGGGUGCCAGCUAAUGCCGACAGACCAAGAGCCCCCAGAGUAAGAGGCUAUGAGGAUCCUAUAGAGACCGAUCUCAUUGAUGAACGGGUCCCCUACCUUCAUGGUGGUUAUGCAGCACCUUUAGCUCAACCUGAACCUGGCAGUAUGGCAAGCCUUGAACGCCUUGGCAGACGCUCCCCUUCCAUUGACAGUAUGCGCAAGGACCCUAGGUGGCGAGACCCAGACCUUACUGAGGUUAUUGCAAUGCUCAAUCAUCCAAUAGACCCAGUAAAGUCUAACGCAGCUGCCUACCUGCAGCACCUCUGUUAUGAGAAUGACAAAAUAAAGAAGGAAGUAAGGCUGCUGAAAGGGAUACCGAUUCUAGUAGGACUUUUGGACCAUCAGAAACCAGAGGUACAUCGAAAGGCCUGUGGUGCUCUUAGAAACAUCUCUUACGGAAAAGAUAAUGAAAACAAAGUGACCAUCAAAAACUGUGAUGGGAUCCCAGCUCUUAUCCGCUUACUGAGGAGAACAAAUGACAUGGAAGUUAGAGAACUUGUUACAGGCACUCUGUGGAAUCUGUCAUCGUAUGAACCCCUGAAGAUGGUAAUUAUCAAUCAUGGUCUCCAGACACUUACAAAUGAAGUAAUCAUUCCUCAUUCUGGAUGGGAGAGUGAACCUAAUGAAGACUCAAAGCCACGGGAUGCUGAAUGGACAACAGUCUUCAAGAAUACUUCGGGAUGUUUGAGGAAUGUAAGUUCAGAUGGAGCUGAAGCACGGCGACGGUUACGGGAAUGUGAUGGCCUAGUGGAUGCCCUCCUGCAUGCACUGCAGUCUGCUGUGGGCAAAAAGGACACUGAUAACAAGUCUGUAGAGAACUGUGUAUGCAUUAUGAGGAACCUUUCCUACCAUGUGCACAGGGAAGUCCCAGGGGCUGAAAAAUUCCAAGAACCAGCAGGACAUCAACAUGGUGGAAAUAGUGGGCCAAAGAAGAAGAAAGAUGAUGCCGGAUGCUUUGGUGGGAAGAAGGCUAAAGAGGAGUGGUUUAACCAAGGGAAGAAGAAUGGGGAUAUGAACAGAUCGAUUGACACUCUUGACCUGCCUAAACGUACAGAAUCUGUGAAAGGUUACGAACUGCUUUACCAGCCAGAUGUGGUACGGCUCUACCUUUCAAUUCUAACAGAGAGUCAGAACUUCAACACCCUUGAAGCUGCAGCAGGGGCCUUACAGAAUCUUAGUGCUGGCAACUGGAUGUGGUCUGCUUAUAUUCGUGCAACUGUACGAAAAGAGAAAGGAUUACCAGUGUUGGUUGAGCUACUACAGUCAGAUUCUGACAAGGUGGUACGAGCAGUGGCAAUUGCACUAAGGAACCUCUCCAUGGACCGACGGAACAAAGACCUCAUAGGUAACUAUGCCAUGAGUGAGCUGGUUCGAAAUUUGCCUGGUGGCCAGCAGAGACCUGCCAAAAACUUGGAAGAAGACACAGUGGUUGCAGUUCUAAACACCAUCCAUGAAAUUAUUACUGAGAGCUCAGAAAAUGCAAGGUCUCUUAUACAGACGCAGGGAAUUGAAAAGCUGGUAGCAAUAAACAAGACUAGCCAAUCACAGCGGGAAAUGAAGGCAGCAUCUCAUGUUCUUCAGACAGUGUGGAGCUACAAGGAAUUACGAAAUGCUUUGCAGAAAGAUGGCUGGAACAAAACUCACUUUCAGCCCACAGCAUCUACUCUUCCCAAAGGAUCUAAGGACAGCACAGGGAAAUCUGGUUACGAUGACAGCACUUUGCCUCUAAUGGACAAGAGCCAAGGUCAUAAAAAGUCAGGUUCCCGUGAUAUGAUCCCAAUGGAUGAACUAGGCCCAGAUGCUUAUUCAACCAUUGACCAGCGAGAAAGAGAGCGCAGGUAUAAGGCUGGGGAUGCCUCUGAGAGAGAGCCUUUAAAGAAUCACACAAAUAAGAAAACAACUAACAGGAGUAACAUGGCUUCAGUAAAUCUGGUGGAUGCCCGUGACACUCAGCCACAGCCUGUUGACUCCUGGGUCUGAUUUGCAUGCCUGACCUAAACCCAUGAUAUUUUCUACAGAACAGAUGUUACAACCUCAUAUGUCACCACUGCCAUUCAGUUUUUGAAGACAAUAUACCAUUUUGAUUGACAAUGGAGUCAGUCAGACAUGGAUUUUCUUAUCUUUUAACCAAACCAGCUUUCUGCACUACAUUCCCACCAAACAUAGCAAAACACACAUUAAUACAAUCAACUUCCCCAAACAGCUUUUUUUUAUUUUACCUGCAUGGUCAGCUUUUACUACAAGAGUGAGGUUUUACACAGAAUGUUAAAGUAUGAAAACAGAAGGUCUUGCGGUGGAGAAACUUUGACAUGGAAGUCAAUUUUCUAAAAACAAAAAUGGAAAGAGAAGUGCAGCUUAUUUUGCAUUAGAGAACAGUCUGUUUUAAGUUGUGCUAGCACUUUGAUUUUGUUUUUUGAACUGUGAAAGCCGAAGCAUAUCGGAAGGACUGUUUUUCUUUAAUGAAAAGUAAGUACAAGGAAUGUUGCACUGCUGGAAUUAAGAAAGGAAGACUUUUUUAUGAACAAAGUGUAACAAAGUGAAGAUUUGCAGGCUGUAGAGGCCACCAUACAAGACUUGUUGUGUACAUUAUUCUGGUCUCGUUGAUACUUGCCAUACACUGCUCUCGUUAUCCUCUCAAACCCUGAACUGCUGUGUGCAGCAAGCGCAAAUAGAUGCAUUUGUAUGUGCUUAUGACUCUUGUACACCUACUGGAAUUUUCAUUGUUUAAAUCUCUGCUCAUUGUUAGCCAAGCUGAGCAGGGUGGUGGACGCUAAUGUUGGUUUGUUGUAAACACCUCCAGAACUGUUUGGCCCAGUACUGUACCCUUUGUUUCAUCUGGUAUGCCUGAGUAGAGAAGGCUGCUGAUCUUUUAGAGUCCGAACCCAUUUCUUUGACAUCUGCUAACAUAAUCUGGUUAUAAAUGAUAAAAAAAAACUCAUUGCCCUUUUGGAUUUGUAUGUAACUACUAGGUGAUGUUCAGAAACAUCAUCUUUGGAAUUCAUCUAUUUGUGCCAACUUUGAUUUUCUUUGGUCAUCGUGGCAUAGCUUCCUGAACUCAUAUCUGAUGAUCAUGCCAGUAACAUCAAAGACUUGCUUAAACUGGGGCUCCUUUUUGUUGGCUUCUUUGAUUUUUUUGCACACUUUCUAGGAAACCGACAGAAAUAUAUUUUGUAUAAAACAUUUUCUCUGCAUACACCUAGUACAACUUUUGCUUUUCUUUCCUGGCUUUCCACUUUGUAAAGUGAACAAACGUUUUACACAUUUUAAACAAUUUUAUGAAUUUGUUACUUACUGAAACACAGAUUAUUUUCCAAGGUUUCAGUAAGUAUUCACUGUUAAAAAAAAAACUUAGGAUUCCAGUCAGCAUGCCUAGGAAAGCAUGUACUUUAAAUAAAUAAGGCUGGAUGUGUCAAGAAGUUAUUCUCUGUAUCAACCAAAAUCUGAUGACAAAAAUGUCCAUUUUCAAGAAGGCCUGAAGUGUUUCAUUGUAUUUUGUACAUAGUAUAACUUGUCUAAGAAAGGAUUGUCUUUUAUCCAAAAUAUGAGAGCUUGUUCUGACAGAUGUGUGUAUAUAAAUAUAUGUAUAUUGUUUAAGAAAUAACAGUUGCCAAUAUUAUAAUUAGUUUAAAGAAGCAAAGAGUAUUUUUAAUUAUUAAGAGGUGGACAGACAGACUCCAGAAGACGACCUGCUGACUAAGUAUCCAGAACUGUGAAGUAUUGAUCCACAAUAAGAAAAAAAGUCACUGUUGCUUAUCAUUUUUAUGUUUACUCUUGCCUUUCUCAUUUCUGGGUGUUUGUGCUGUUUACUUUCUGAAUUAUAAAAGUAGACAUAAUGUGGGGAGGAUCAACCCUUAGUUAUCUAGGAAGAGCUGUAUGUUUUUUUACCCUUAUUGUAUUUACCAUUCAGUUGGAUGAAUACUAGACUUAGUGCUCACUGUCUGUCACACACACACACACACACACACACACACACACACACACACAAAAAACAAUUGAAUUAUGAAGAAAGUAUUGUGCAGCCUAGGGACAAUGUUUUUUUAAAGGACUGAUAGCUAGGUCUUAGAUGAGUGAAGGAUUUUCCAUGAUGGGGAGAUUAUGAAAUUAUACCUGUAGUAGACAAAAGGGACAUUCAUUGACAGUGGUGAUAAGCCAGCCAGGUUCUCUCUUUUUCAUUUGCUUGUACAGUGGCUUCAGUAGUAGUUUUUUGGUUAGUGCUGUGUUUGGGGGGGGGGGUCUGUAGCAUAUUUGUCUGGGUAGAAAAUGGACAUACUGAGUAGACCGAGACGUCUGUAUGUGCUGCUAAAUAUUUUUCUCUGCUCCUAUCUGUUGUACAGCUUGCUACAGAACAGCUAACUUCCACAGUACACUUCAUUAUGAUUUUUGGUAAGGGCCGGUGGCUUAGUUUGUGUAGUUUAGAGAAGUUUUGGUGUCAUGUGGUAGAAAAUUUAUGAACAAAAUCUUAAUGUUUUUAUUAAGGUGUUGAUAAGACAGUCAUCCUUCAUUAGGCUGACUAUGUCUCUGUACUGAACUGCAGGGUUUCUUUUUGCAGCAUGGAAACAUAUUGUUUCAGAUUCCUUUCCCACAUUCAAAUAAGGUGAGAUUCUUGGUAUCUAAAUUUAAGUGCGUCAGUCUGUCAUCAGGUUGUUACUAAAUUAAUUCUGAACAUUUUUAAAGAAAGACAUUAAAUAAAUAUACUAUCAAAGUUGGUCUUGAGGAUUGGUUAUACAGAACUCUCAACUGUCCCUGUUUUGGAGGAACAUUCCUGUUUUCAGGCCUGGUUUACUCCUGCAUGUGAUGCACCUAUUUUUGGAGGUAUAUUCUUAAUUUCAGGCAUACCUCUCAAUCACUUAGGGCAAGAAAUAUGGAUAAAGCCUAAAAUAAUGGGGGAACAAAGGCCCAAAAACAGUGACAGAUUGUAAGUAUUGCUGUUAUAAAUGUAAUAGAUUGGUUUUGUAUUAGUAAGCAUUUUUGAAGAUUAUAAAGUCGGAAAAUCAAAUGUGUGUCAUUAUUAAGUGACUUCAGUCCUCAGUGAUUUGCCAGAAAACUACCAAUUUUAUGCGGAGCAGACCAAAAAUACGAGGCAAAAUUCUGGAUAGACAGUUGCGAGGUAUUUCAGACUUGAUUUACUAUACAAUUUUCUGAAUCUUCCUCAUUACACAUGGUUUUUAAAUCUGUCUAGUACAGAGAAAACAAGUCUUACAUGACCAACAUACUAACAUCACCAAUAAUCAAAAAAAAAAAAAAAAAAAAAAAGAAAGAG
Protopterus annectens (West African lungfish) is the source of this 6408-nucleotide messenger RNA. RefSeq names its product ARVCF delta catenin family member (gene ARVCF). NCBI's taxonomy places the organism in Eukaryota, Metazoa, Chordata, Ceratodontiformes, Protopteridae. Gene Ontology annotation, cellular component: nucleus; adherens junction; cytoplasm. Gene Ontology annotation, molecular function: cadherin binding. Gene Ontology annotation, biological process: cell-cell adhesion; cell-cell junction assembly. Bases 366 to 3128 code for a protein of 920 amino acids. The transcript is spliced from 18 exons. The record is from RefSeq and is a predicted model, not a curated record.